AGUUUGCUGAAAAUAUGUAAAACCUAACUUCUCGAAGUUUCCUGCUAAACAGUUUAAAUGGAUCAACGCUCUAACGGAUACAUUCCAGUGCUUUGUUCGACCUAUUUUAAAGCGGUAAGUAUGAGCGUUUUUCAUUUCACAUAAUUCACUUGGUACAUAUAGCAACCGACCUGUCGCCUAAAGUUAUGUACCGUAUUUAUAUAACUAGAUCUCAACACUUCGUGGGAGAGAUUUCUCAUCGGACUUUUCAUUAAUGACAGUCGACGAUUGACGUAGCUCGUAAAAUACUCCUUUACAAUGCCAGCUGAGGAAGGACGUAUUGCUCGCAAAUCCACGGUUUAUAAACAAAAUCGAAAACAAGUUCGCAGUGUACUAAAAAGCGAAAAGGUACUUCAUCGAUCAACAAGAAAACAGGUUGUAGAAGUAAUUACUCCACCUAUCUCUGCAAGGCUUAGAAGUGCUGGUAGACGACAAGCAUUUGAAGAAACAAAUGUCAAGUUGGAUACCCUCCUUUUGAAACCGAAAGGUCGUAAAUCUGUUGCUCAUGUGGAUCAAAUAAAGCAGAAUGGUACACAUCUUGCUUUAAUAGUCGAAAGUAAUGGUAUACCUGAUGUAUUGAACAACCAUAAUCCGUCCACUGGUUCCUCGCAAAAUGGGACAGAAAAUGAAGUCUCAGAAACUCCUGUUCUACAACCCAUGACAAGCUCACGUUUUUGUAGCACCAUGUAGCAAUAUUCAUGUUUUUGUCCAGCUUUUUUAUACUUGUAUUUUAUUUUUAACAAAAUAUAUUUGUGAGUAUUUCA
This is a messenger RNA of Schistosoma intercalatum, 803 nucleotides long. NCBI's taxonomy places the organism in Eukaryota, Metazoa, Platyhelminthes, Trematoda, Strigeidida, Schistosomatidae. The record is from the annotation of a GenBank genome assembly.